AUGUCUGCAAAGGAGGAUGGUGCGCAAACAAGUGGCCAUGCAAGGGGAUACUUGGCGGUAGCGAGUGAUGAGCCGGUCACUGGCAUCGUGAUGGAAAAUGAAGUGCCUCAUCGACUAACUGCCUUCGAUUUUCCCCGUGAUUGGGAGCACGACCUUUGCGUUUGCUGCUCGGAUUGCCAGUCGUGUGGGGAAGCGUGGUGCUGUUUCUACUGCCAGCUGUCUCGUCAAUUCAACAUGAUCUACAAGAAUAACCCCACGAUUAACUGGCCCGUGGCUGCUUUGGCAUGCGCAGGUGAUCAAUGCUUCAUGGGCUUGGUGUCCAUAUUUAUCCACUUUGUGGUACGCAACAAAGUGCGGAGACUCCUCAACAUUAGUGGCGUAGACUUGAAUGACGGCCUUGUAGUUUGCCUCUGUGGACCAUGCGCCCUGCAACAGUCGUUAAAGGAGAUGACAGGCUCUGGAAUGUUCCCAGGAGCGUGUUGCUAUGAUAUUCCUCAUGCGGUGAGGAUGCGGUAG
Trypanosoma grayi is the source of this 516-nucleotide messenger RNA. RefSeq names its product ama1 protein. The record is from RefSeq and is a predicted model, not a curated record. The coding region runs from base 1 to 516 and encodes 171 amino acids. NCBI's taxonomy places the organism in Eukaryota, Euglenozoa, Kinetoplastea, Trypanosomatida, Trypanosomatidae. The transcript has a single exon.